GCAGAUGAGAGCUGAAGAGGCAAAAGUUGUUCAAGAAAAAGCUGCAAAGAUCAAAGAAUGGGUAACGCUGAAAUUAACAGAAGUGAGUUACAAGCAGGUCUGGGAACACCUGGGAGGAACCUGUGUGGGGUUGCUCUGGUCCCCCUGUGUUUUUCUGCUUCCAUCUGUAUUCGGGGUCUUGCCUGCCUUUCAUGUUGUUAACCAUUUGUCCCUCCCUCAGCUUAGAUGCAAAGACACUUCACUUUCCCCUUCCUGUUGUCAAGGUUGGGUUUCCCUGGAGCUCCUGGUUAGCUCUGUGACUGGGGAGAAGGAAGGAUUUUCCCUUCUGAGAAGUCCCAUCAGUUUCCCUCUGAGAAGCACACAUGGUCCUUACCAUCCACCCUCUGUCCUCACCAUUCUUUUUAACUGUCUUUUUUUUUUUAUGGUCAGAUAUACAAAGUGUACCAUUUGAGGUAUCUUUAAAGUGUACAAUGCAGUGGAAUUAAGUACAUUCACAGUGAUGUGUACGCAUCACCAUCAUUUCCAAAAUUCUUCAUCACCCCAGACAGAAACUGUACCAUUAAUCACUAACUCCCCAUUGUCUCUGUUCUACUUCCACCAUCUCUUUUCUCUGUCCACCUCUGUCCCUCUCUUUUCAUAGUUUCAUUACUUGCUACAGCUUUGUUUAGGGAACUCAGGACUAGAAGCUAUAGCACUGUGAAAAAAAAAGAAAAGCUCUAAACAAAAGGAAAGGGAAUUAAAGUUUGGAGAGGAGUGAACACUCAUCUUGGCUUCCUCUUUCCCGACACAAGUGACCCACUUGUGGGAGGUAACUGCUCAUUUUGCCUCCUGUCCCAUCUGUGGGUACACAUCUCGGGUCACCUGCUAGACUACUAGUCCUUGGGGACAGAACUGAUGCCUGUUACUCCAUCUUCCACAGCUCCGAUCUCUUGCUAAAAGAAGCUCAGUAAAAGUGUGUUGGCUUUCAUUUCCAAGAAAAUGCAGCCCUUCUGAGGCUGGAUCUCAUGGGAUGGUGUGUUGAGCAAAAGAAGCCAGACAGAAGUUCACCGUGAAGAGUUCUAUUUACAUAAAUUUCUAAUGGCUUGAGAUGGAGAAUCAGCACCUGAAAAGCUGUAAUCAGCACCUGGUGGAGCAGGUGGGAGCCCUUCAACAUGCACUGAAAGCUCUGCAGAUGGCACCUUCAGGGAAGCUGCUGGCGGCCCCCCAGGGAACCACAGAGCGGGAAUCUGUCCCUUCGGGACCAGGGGCCCAGCCAGCGGGGCAGGACAGUGGUCCUCCGGCCCAGGGUGCCCUGAACGCAGCUAUCCCCGCACCUUCUCCGGGUGUCCUGCAGAGCAAAAACUCUGUUCCUAAAGCAGGAAGCCCCAUGGAGGAUUCUAGUUCCCAGACAGUCCACCCUGGAGCAACAUCAGAGGCCAAGACCCUUCCACAUCGUCUGGGAAGACAGGGCUGUCCUGGCCAGCUGUGCCUGAGGCCUCGCACCCCCAGGCAUGGUCUGGCCUCCUGGGGUGAGGGCCUGGUCACUGCUCAGGGAGGGACGCUCCCCCGGACGAAGACUUCUGCCAAGGAAGCUGGCCCCGGCUGCAGCCUGACCCUGCCAAAGGCCCGGGCUCCCAGUACCCUCUGGGACAGCAUCCAGCUGGCCAAACGGCACCACAGCCAGCCUCAGGCAGGCCCUGGGCACUUCAGCCACGUGGUGCGCAUUGAGAUGGGGACCCUCUCAGCCUUCCACCCCCUUAGCCUUCCCAAGGGGGCGGUCAGAGUCGAGCCCUUGGAGGAACCAGAGAAGAUGGAGAUGGAGGAGCAACCCCCUGCGGGGAAGAAGGAGACCCCGGGAGCAGAGCUGGAGGAAGUGAAUUUGGAGAACAAACCACCGCCACCCCCCUUGCACCGCUUUCCAUCCUGGGAGAGCCGGAUCUACGCUGUGGCCACGUCGGGCAUGCGGCUGUCUGAAGUGUCUGUCAGAAGUAAUGCCACCUGCUGCGCUUCAAGCCCUCCUGCCCUUGCAUCACCCGGGCCGUUCUCUGGCCUUGUCUACAAGAACGUCACCGUGCCUGUCUACACCGCCCUGAAGGGGAAAGCCACGCAGAUCAGCUCGGUGCCCUUUGUGGACGAUUCCUCUGGGUCCGAUGAUGACUGCAGCUCCCAGGCAAGCUUCCGAAUUUCACUCCCCUGCUCUGAGUCCAGGAAGACCAGUGGACUGGGCAGUCCCCGGGCCAUCAAGAGAGGCGUCUCCGUGUCCUCGCUGAGCUCCGAGGGUGACUACGCCAUUCCCCCGGAUGCCUGCUCCUUGGACAGUGACUACUCUGAGCCUGAGCACAAACUGCAGCGCACCUCAUCCUAUUCCACGGACGGGCUGGGCCCAGGCGGGGAGUCACUGGAGAAGUCAGGAUACUUGCUGAAAAUGGGGAGCCGGGUGAAGACGUGGAAGAGGCGCUGGUUUGUGCUGAGACAGGGACAGCUCAUGUACUACAAGUCUCCGAGUGAUGUCAUCCGGAAACCUCAAGGCCAAGUGGAACUAAACUCCCGUUGCCAGAUUGUUCGAGGGGAAGGUGCACAGACAUUCCAGCUCAUCUCUGAGAAGAAGACCUACUACCUGACGGCUGACUCGCCCAGCCUGCUGGAGGAGUGGAUCCGUGUCCUGCAGAGCCUGCUGAAGGUCCAGGCCAUUGGGCCUCCAGCCCCGCCUCAGGGGGGCUCCAAGCCCACUGUGAAGGGCUGGCUGACCAAGGUCAAGCAUGGCCACUCCAAGCUGGUCUGGUGUGCUCUUGUUGGGAGAACCUUCUACUACUAUCGAAGCCAUGAAGACAAGCGACCCCUGGGCCGUCUGCCUGUGCGGGACGCACACAUAGAGGAAGUGGAUCGAUCCUGUGACUCAGAUGAGGACUAUGAGGCUGGAGGAACCCGGCGGUUGCUGUCUUCCCACUACACCCUGGUGAUCCACCCCCCGGAGCACAGCCCCACCUACCUCCUCAUUGGCACCAAGCAUGAAAAGGAUACGUGGCUUUACCACCUCACGGUGGCUGCGGGUGGCAGCAGUUCCAAGGUGGGCACUGCCUAUGAGCAGCUCAUUGGAAAGCUGAUGGAUGGUGAGGGAGACCCAGACUCCCCACUCUGGAGGCACCCCAUGCUGUGCUACACCACAGACGGGCUGUACACCUCCCUCACCACCCUGCCGUCCGAGGCCCUGCAGACGGAGGCUGUCAAGCUCUUCAAGUCCUGCCAGCUCUUCAUCAACGUGCCCGUGGAAGCCGCCUCGGUGGACUACCAUGUAUCCCUGGCGCAGACGGCGCUGCAGGUCUGCCUGGCUCACCCCGAGCUACAGAGCGAGAUCUACUGCCAGCUCAUGAAGCAGGCCAGCUGCCGCCCGCCGCAGAAGUCCUCCCUCAUGCAGUGCUGGCAGCUCCUGGCUCUGUGCGCCCCCCUCUUCCUGCCUCAGCACCACUUCCUCUGGUACGUCAAGCAGCAGCUCCAGCGCCAUGCGGAUCCCAGAAAUGAAACCGGCCAGUACGCCACGUACUGCCAGCGGGCGGUGGAGCGGACGCUGCAGACCGGGGAGCGGGAGGCCAGGCCGUCGCGCAUGGAGGUGGUGUCCAUCCUGCUGCGGAACCCCUUCCACCACUCCCUGCCCUUCAGCAUCCCCGUGCACUUCGCCAACGGGACCUACCAGGUGGUGGGUUUUGAUGGCUCCUCCACUGUGGACGAGUUCCUCCAGCGGCUAAACCAGGAGACAGGCAUGAGGAAGGCCUCCCAUUCCGGCUUUGCCCUCUUCACAGACGACCCUGCUGGCAGGGACCUGGAACACUGCCUGCAGGGGAGCGUCAAGAUCUGUGAUGCCAUCUCCAAGUGGGAACAAGCCCUGAAGGAGCUGCACACGGGAAAGUCUGAGGGUGGCACACGUGUUGUGAAGCUGAUGUACAAGAACAGGCUGUAUUUUCGGAGUCAAGUCAAAGGGGAGACAGAGCGAGAGCGUCUGCUGCUCGCCUCCCAAACUAACAGAGAGAUAGUGGCAGGGAGGUUUCCUGUCAACAAGGAGCUGGCUCUGGAAAUGGCUGCCCUGAUGGCUCAGGUGGAGUACGGGGACUUGGAGAGGACCGUCCUGCCGGGACCUGGGGGUACACUCUCUGCCAAGGCUCAGCAUCACCUCCAGCAGGUCCUGGACAGGUUCUACCCAAGGCGCUACAGACAUGGGGUUCCCGCUGAACAGCUGAGGCUCCUGGCAGACCAGCUGACCACGAAGUGGGCGGCACUGCACGGCUGCUCCUCUCCUGAGUGCAUCCGCAUCUACCUGGCAGUGGCCCGGAAAUGGCCCCUCUUUGGUGCUAAGCUCUUUGCUGCUCAGCCUGCACAGCUGUCUUCCAAGGAGAGAGCUCUGGUGUGGAUUGCUGUGAAUGAGGAUGGAGUCAGCAUCUUGGACCACAACACUAUGCAAGUGCACGUCACGUAUCCCUACUCUUCGGUGACGACCUUCGGUGGCUGCCGAGAUGACUUCAUGCUUGUGAUCAGAUCCCUUCCAGACCAGAGCUCUGGGAAAGGCCACGUUGAGAAGUUGAUCUUCCGGAUGGCUGCUCCCAAGAUUGCAGAGAUGACCUUCAUCUUGGCCAGCUACAUGAACCACUGCUCCACAACUGUGAACCCACCCACCACCCCCACUGCUGCCUGCCAGCCAUGGGAACUGCAUGGAUGACAGUCCUUUGCUUCUGUUCCCUGUGCUGCCAAGGGGCCAACGUCGCUGUGAAUAUUUCUCCUGUCCUUUUCCCCACCACCACCUGGUGCCUCUGGGAUCAGAGACGUGCAUCCUCGGGUGUGAUACUACUGUGAUGGCUCUGACGGCCCCCUGCAACCCGCCCCGGUUGUUCUGUCAAAUGUGUACCUCGGUCUCCAUGAAGCCUUUACUCUCCAGGUGCCUUAUCAUGUUCCAGGGCCAACCUUUAGAAAUUCAGACCCAGUAUAAAAACCACUUUUCCCCCACAAAAACACUGAGCUGUGGAUGCUGUUCAGUUCUAGACACAGGGUUGGCCCGCUGUCCCUGACUACUGAGGGCAUCAGUGCUGUCCUUCAGUUUUCCUGCACUGCUGUCCUCAGGGAGACUAGUGUUUUUAAUAAUGUCUGUGGUCCUCACGCAGGGAUUUAUACUUGAAGUUUUUCUGACAUCCCUGAACGGGAGAGGACUAGAAUUUCCAAUUCACUUGAACUUCAGCAAGAGCCUGGAACUCACUCAGGCUAGACUUCCUUUCCCACAUGGGAGAGGUGUUGGCGGGGCUGGAGACAAAGGAGUCGACCCACCUUUCCCCUUCCCCUGCUACACACGAGGCAUCAAUGGCGCCCUUCCAGGGCAGCGGCCCCUGUCCCUGCAGGACAAGGUGCUCUACCCCGAGAGUGGGGCUGUUCUCCUCACACUGGACCGUCAGCCCAACUGAGUACAAGCAAGGGCAGGGAUGGGUCCACCCUGACCUCUCCCUGUCUCGUUUUAACGACUGGACAGGGCUCAGUGAAGGCUGUGCUUACUACUGUAGAAGGUGGGCGUCACUUAUUCCCCUGCUCACUGAAAGACCGAGCAAAUGCAUCCUGCUCUUUGCUACUCUGUGAGGCCACCAAAAAUGACUCAGAAACAGAAGAUCCCCCCUCCAGGCUUGUGAGCCUGGAUUUGCUUAAGACGUCUGGUGAACUUGCACUGGGAAUUAGUUUGAGGGCAGAGCAUACACACGUGUUAUCUGAUGCCUGAGAGCAUCUGGUGAAAGAAAUUCAAAGUUUCUUUCACCUUUUGCCUUUCUGAUGAUACCAAUAUCUCUCCAACCCCCCCAAGUGAGACCUGCUGUUGAGUGCAGAGAUGAUCUUGUCUCCGCCCUCCCCUGACAGGAAAAAAAAAAAAAAA
Odocoileus virginianus texanus is the source of this 5875-nucleotide messenger RNA. NCBI's taxonomy places the organism in Eukaryota, Metazoa, Chordata, Mammalia, Artiodactyla, Cervidae. The record is from RefSeq and is a predicted model, not a curated record.